Funneliformis mosseae is the source of this 798-nucleotide messenger RNA. Lineage: Eukaryota; Fungi; Glomeromycota; Glomeromycetes; Glomerales; Glomeraceae. The record is from the annotation of a GenBank genome assembly.
AUGACGGCCUCAAAAGUACCUAUAGUUUACCACCCAGGUUAUAAUAUCGUAUUCUGGAAUUUUGAAAAGAUUCACCCAUUUGAUACUCAAAAAUUUAAAAGGAUUCAUCGAAUUUUAUUAACAUCCGGCUUACUUAACGUCAAUUCAUUUUACGAGCCGUCUCCUCCUACUUCAGUUGAUAUAGCUAAUUUACAUUCGUCACAAUAUCUUGAAUCAUUAAAUAGUAAUGUUCAAAUACAAAAAAUUUUGGAAGUCCCUUUUUUGGCCGUUUUGCCUCAAGUUUUAGUGAAGAAAAAAGUAUUGGAACCGAUGUUGUUGCAAACUGGUGGGAGUGUUCUUGCCGCCGAAUUGGCAUUAGAAUAUGGUUGGGGAAUUAAUUUGGGGGGAGGAUUUCAUCAUGCACAUUAUGAUGGCGGUGGUGGUUUUUGUGUUUACGCAGAUAUUACCUUGGUGGUCGAGAAAAUAUUAUCAAAAUAUCCGGAUCAAGUUUCGCGCGUGAUGAUCGUGGAUCUAGAUGCUCAUCAGGGAAAUGGAUAUGAACGCGAUUUAGCCCAUAAUAGAACAGAUUGUUUAAGUGGAGACCCUCUUGGGGCAAUGGAUCUAUCAGCUGAAGCUAUACUGAAAAGAGAUGAACUUGUAUUUCAAAUGGCUCUAGAUCAUGGAGUUCCUAUUGUCAUGUUAUUAAGUGGAGGUUAUCAAAAGAAAAACGCAGAAAUUAUUGCCGAGAGUAUCCUAAGUUUAAUUCAUAAGUUUGGUCUUUUGGAGGGACGUAGAAAGUCUGUUAUGACUACUCAUUAG